Messenger RNA from Debaryomyces fabryi, 804 nucleotides. It is a transcript of the gene CRG1, whose product is annotated as Crg1p. The record is from RefSeq and is a predicted model, not a curated record. Gene Ontology annotation, molecular function: methyltransferase activity. The transcript has a single exon. The coding region runs from base 1 to 804 and encodes 267 amino acids. Lineage: Eukaryota; Fungi; Ascomycota; Pichiomycetes; Serinales; Debaryomycetaceae.
AUGAAUACUAAUACAGACGAUCAAGCUUAUUAUACACAUGGGUAUGAUAACUAUGUAUCUAAGACACAUGAGUGGAGAACGGCUAGAAAUUGUUCGGCCUACAUGCUCUCAAAAAUCAAACCGACUGACAAGAUUUUAGAUGUUGGGUGUGGACCAGGAACUAUUACGUAUGACUUGGGUAAAUACGUUCCUCAAGGAAGUGUCAUAGGAGUAGAACCUACAGAAGAAAUACUUGAAGAUGCUAGAUCCAGGGGUGUGGAUAGCGGAAUACAGAAUGUCGAAUUCGAAUUAGCAUCCGUGUACAAGUUACCGUAUGAGGAUAAUACAUUUGAUAUUAUUCAUUCACACCAAGUGAUUAUCCAUUUGAAGGAUAGGGUAGCCGCAUUGAAGGAGAUGAAGAGAGUAACGAAGCCUAAUGGAUAUGUCUGCUGUAGAGAUGGAGAUAUGGAUUCAAUGAUAGUUUAUCCCACCAAAUACAACAAGGUUCGAGAAUAUUUUACUAGCAUAGGUUUGAGUGGAUAUACAAUUACUACAUGUGGUAGACAAUUACGAGAGUUAGCUUUAGAGGCUGGAUUCAAUCCUGAAAAUAUAAGUUCAACAGCUUCUAAUUGGUGUAUUUCAAACAAUGGUACGAGAGAAUGGUUUACCAAUAUGUAUAUCGAAAGAUUGGAAAACACCAAGCAUUGGGUAGGUAAUACUGGUACCCUGAAGAGUGAGAUCGUUACGUCUAUGAAAGAAUGGAGCUCCGAUGAAAAAGGAUGGCUAGCUAUGGUACAUGGCGAAAUUGUUUGUCAGAAACAAUAA